Messenger RNA from Nilaparvata lugens (brown planthopper), 3442 nucleotides. RefSeq lists its product as uncharacterized. The record is from RefSeq and is a predicted model, not a curated record. Bases 140 to 3442 code for a protein of 1100 amino acids. Lineage: Eukaryota; Metazoa; Arthropoda; Insecta; Hemiptera; Delphacidae. The transcript is spliced from 8 exons. Gene Ontology annotation, molecular function: protein binding.
AUUUGAUUCAUUGGUUUCGGCUUUUUAUAUUGUUUGGAUAACUGUCUAAUUCUAAUUUGAUUUCAACGACUGAUAUGCUGGAAUGUUUAAAACUUCAAGCUAUUUGGAUUUCAUACUUGGGAGCUAUUAUUGAUAAACAAUGUCAAAUUACAAAAUAGACGAUGAUGCUUUAAAAGCAGCAGCAAAAAGAGGCAAGCCACCGGUGGAGAUCUACAGGCCGGGAAGUGGUCCUUUGCCGCCUCGGAAGACGGGGCGAGGAGACGAUGAAGUGCCUGACACCAUUUUGCCACAGAAAGAACAGAGGAAGUUUGAAGGCAGCGGCAGAGGAGGAGAAAGAGACAAACCAAGAGGACCCGGUGGUGGAGGAGGAGGAGGGGGUGGACCCUCAUCGAAAAACCACUUGGAAGUGAGCAAUAUUGUGAACGCAUUGAUAAAAGUGCAGGAAGGCCGGCGCAACAACGUGGAAUCCCCACAUUCAGCCGGCGAAGACACACUCAAGAAAAAUCGAAACAGAAAACCAGAAUCAAAGUUGUACGUUGCCAAGCAUUCGCAAAGUCAACAGAAUCUUGACUCAGACAAUGUACACGAUAAGUCUGUUAGGAACAAUAAUAGAGUGAAUAAUAGUUUCAAAGAGGGUAACAACAGGGUUCAAUCAGAUACCACCAACUCGGUGGAUCGGAAUCAAAGUGUGAAAGGGAAGGACAGAAAUAGGGGCGGCACAGUUUCCGAUGAUGAGAAUUCCAAUUCGCAAUCUUUGGCCAGUGGUCGGAAUACUUCGGAUAGGUCAAAGAAAGUCAGGAAUGAUAGAAGAAAGAGGGAGAAACGUAGGGGAGGUGGUGGCGGAGGUAUGAGGAACGAUGCCAACCGGCAAAUGAAUGGCUUCCAGGAGCAUCAACCCGAGAAAACAUCGCAGCCCUCCUCCCGCGGGCAAGAGAGUGUCGCCUCCGAUAAUAGUCAUACCUAUGAGUCGAGCAAUUCGAACUUUGAGCAUGCCAACAACAAUAUAAACACGGACAGGAGUAUGAGACACGCGUCCGAGCCUCGAGUGAUGAGUGCCAGUCAUCAUUACGGACAUCAGCAGCAGCCCUAUGAUAACACCAACAGAUCGACCAGAGAUACUCAUAGCAUGGAACACAAUGAUUCCGGCUGGACUGGUUAUGGUGGCGGUGAUAAGGCAAAGCCAAGGGACAAUAGAAGACACAUGGGUGGUAAAAAUCAUAAAACUAAUCAUCAUAGUAACACGGAGAUUCCGCCUCGGUUCCAGAAGAAGAAGCAGAUGGAGAUGAAGCAAAUAGGCGCCGAUGAUUGGGACGGGUCAUCGAUGGUAAUACAGGCGAGUAGUUCAGCGGCGGCUAUGUACUCGUAUCCUGCACCCACCCACACUGUGCCACCCCCUCCCCCACCCACCCACCACCCACCGCUGCAUCACCCACACGCCGCCAUGUACCGCGGACCCAUGCCUCUGUUCGCGCCGCAUGCCCACCAGCUGGGGCCCACCUGGCACAACCAGAUGCCCCUGCCACGCGGUCGUGGUCGCGGAGGUCUGCCGCCCCGCCCUGACAUGCGCAACACCCGCUCCCUCACCCCCGACCGCCUUAUCUACGCAGACGAUCACCGCUACAACAUGUCGUCGCUCCAGGACAACUACCCAUCUCGACACUACAACAACAACAACAACCAUCACAAUCCAGCAGUCGAUGACUCGAAAAAAGAACACCCUCCCCAUCACCCCACAUCUGUACCACCUCCAACCCUCCCCCACCAGACCGAAAGCUACAACUACAAUCCACAGCCAGCAGCCAACCGACAACUGCAGGUGCAAUCGACAUCUCAGCCAGCGAUUACUAGCCACAAAGUCGACAAUGAUGUUCGCAAAGUGGAGGAGCCCAAAGUUUCAGCAGGCAACAAUCAGUCAGCACCCACCGACCGGCUCCCCGAAUCUCCUCAGUCUAAUAAUGAUGAUGCCGCCAAGGUUCCGGCCUCAAAUUCACUGGAUUGGGUAGAAGAGAUUGAAAGAACCGAAAGACUUCAAGCUAGAAGCGAUCUUUCACGAUCGACAUCAGCGACAAGCCUACAUGAGACUUCGCCCAGGCCGAAAGACCAGGGAAGCAUGCGAAAGAAGCGUGAACCCAGACGAAAAAAGAGGCAAGGAGGACGUAAUGAGCCUACUGAGAGGAGUCCGAGCCGUGACAGCAGACGUGAUCGAGGUGGCAGUCACGAGAGCCUGGACCAUUGUCAGUGGCGCAGAGGCGAGAAAGAGAACCUCUCAUGGCGAGCGAACAGUCACGACAGAAACGCGAGCGGCAGCAGCCGACACAAUAGCGCGGAACGCUGGCAACACCGCGGCAGUCGUAACAACAGUGCUGAACGCUGGCAACACCGCGGCAGUCGUAACAACAGUGCCGAACGCUGGCAACACCGCGGCGGAGGCAGCAGCCGUAACAACAGCGCGGAACGUUGGCAACACCGCGGUGGCGGUGGAAACACCGAGUGGUUCAGAAGUGGAGGAGGAGGCGGAAGCGGCAGAGAAGGAAGAGAGGGGAAGGAUAGGGAUAGGAGGGGCAGGUACAGGAAUGGCAGUAGAGAGAGAAGGGGUGAUCGCAGGAAUAGGAGAGGAAGCAGUGAGUUGUGGUCGAACAAAGGCUCUGAGGAAACCAACUGGCGUAACGAGCUGAGACCGCCUGAGCCCAGGCCUGGCGAUACUCUCGAACAAGCAGCAGGUGUAGCAGCAGCCACUAGUAACCCCGCCCCCACCAGUCAGAAGUCACCGGGCAUCCUGGUGCUGCCUCCGUCCAGCUCAGCCUCACUGAACACCAGCUCACCACGCGCCGCCACCUCCAAGCAGCAGCAAGGCCAGCAGCCGACUGAAGCACCACCAGCAGCUGACGACACGUGCUUCAAGCAGCCGCUUCCCCCUCCACCCAUCGCCGCGCAUGCGCAGAGACAGCUGUUCAACCCAAACAACCCCAACGAGCCCAUCAUUGUUGCUUCGUCGCCUGGCCUCAGGGGCGCGGCCCCUCCCAUCAGCUCAUCGGGACCCUAUGACACCGGCCAGUAUGCAGCAACACAUGGCGAAGUCGAUAAAUGCCGAAAUGUGCAAGACCAACAGAUACUUUCGGAUAUAGGAAGAUGCGAGUUCGAAAUUGAAAUGAUUCUAGCAAAUGGUCACAUUGUCCACACCAUGGAAUGGAGAUACAAGCUUCUUGAAAUGCAGAAAGUGUUGUUGAUGACAAAGAUGAAUUUCUGUCAAGAAAAGAACAUCGAGCAACGCAUUUGGAAAGCGGUGUUCCAUAAUAUUAUCGAAUAUCUCCGCAAAAUGAUGGCUGACUACCCAGAUACUACAGACCGAUGCAUCGAUCAAUUUAGCUUUUAUUGCAUUCUUAAACCUUUUUGGGCACUCAAUACAUUUUAUUUCAAUAGGAAGAGAGUUAUAAGCUCUUAA